AUGUCACGACGUUUUCGUCAACUUGAAGGUGUCGAUAAAUUAUUGUCGAAGAAGCGUAGACUAACUUCAAGAACAUCAGAGAGCUCAAAUACAUCUAAGGAAGAAUCAUUUCCAAUUUCACCCAAAAAAAAAGAUGCUUCAGAACAGGUCAAAUCAAAAUGGACAAAUCGUGAGCGUGUUCUGAUUUUUUGUUCUCGUGGUGCAUCCUAUCGUAUGCGUCAUCUAAUGAAGGAUUUCUUAAAUUUAAUGCCUCAUAGCAAAUCGGAUAACAAAAUGGACAAGAGGAAUAGUUUGGUAUUAAUUAAUGAGAUUGCUGAGAUAGCAAACUGUACCAAAUGUCUGUAUUUCGAAAACAGAAAGCAUACGGAUCUAUACUUAUGGAUAUCAAAUACAACACACGGUCCAUCUGUAAAAUUUCUGGUGCAUAAUGUGCACACGAUGGAUGAAAUGCGGAUGUCUGGUAACUGUUUGAAGGGAUCGCGACCGGUGCUUUCGUUUGACUCUACUUUUGAUAGCCAGCCACACUUCUCACUUAUCAAGCAACUUCUAAUGCAGACAUUCAGUACGCCAUAUCAUCAUCCCAGAAGCAAACCAUUUAUUGAUCAUGUUUUCACAUUUUCAAUAACUGCAGAUGGUAAAAUAUGGUUUCGAAACUUUCAAAUUGUUGAUGAAACACUUGAACUUCAGGAGAUCGGACCACGCAUGGUAUUGGAAAUUAUUCGCAUUUUCGAUGGGUCAUUUGAAGGCUCCGUUUUAUAUGAUAACCCUAAUUACGUUAGUCCGAAUAAGGUCCGGAGUGAAAUUAAGAAAAGGCAUUCUCAUAAAUAUGUCAUGAAGAAGCUGGCUGAAAAAGCCCAUGGAAUAAAGUUAGCGGAACAAGCGGCUGUGAAAAUGCCCGAUCCCUUGGGUGAAGUUUUCGAUACUGAAAGAAUACUUGAUAAUCCCCGAGCAAAAGAAAUCAAGCGAAUCAUAGAAAAGAAGAAAAAGACGAAGAGUAAAACAAGGGAAAAUUACACUGCGGGUUAA
This is a messenger RNA of Brugia malayi, 1026 nucleotides long. Its product is annotated as Brix domain containing protein. The coding region runs from base 1 to 1026 and encodes 341 amino acids. The transcript has 6 exons. NCBI's taxonomy places the organism in Eukaryota, Metazoa, Nematoda, Chromadorea, Rhabditida, Onchocercidae. Gene Ontology annotation, molecular function: rRNA binding. The record is from RefSeq and is a predicted model, not a curated record. Gene Ontology annotation, cellular component: nucleolus. Gene Ontology annotation, biological process: ribosomal large subunit assembly; rRNA processing.